UCGGCUGCAGCAUGUCUCCUCUCUCUGCAAAAUCACGCAUGUAGAGACUCCUCAGCUUCACUCGUCUACGUAUUCGCAAUGCCCGAUCAUAGGAUGGCCUCGAGCUCACGCCAGACUUCUAGGCGGAUUUCUAGAGACUUCAGGCGCAUGUUACUGUUAAUAAUCGGAUCCGUUUGUGUUGCUGCAAUCAUAGUAAAUGCUGAGAAGAUCUCCUACUUGUUCCGCCCUCUGUGGGAUACUCCUCCACUCCCAUUUGAGCACUAUUUACCACAUUAUUACGCAGAAAACGUUUCAAUGGACCAUCUAUGCCGUCUCCAUGGUUGGUCCCUGCGAUCUGAGCCACGCCGUGUCUUUGAUGCAAUCAUAUUCAGCAAUGAACUGGACUUGCUAGAAAUCAGGUGGAAGGAGCUCUACCCUUAUGUCACUAAAUUUGUCAUCUUGGAAUCCAAUGCUACCUUCACAGGCAUCCCCAAGCCUCUCUUCUUCGUUGAGAAUCGCAAGAGAUUCGCCUUUGCUGAGGGGAAGAUCGCCCACGGUCUCUUCCCUGGCCGCCUUGCCACACACCGCUCUCACGAGCCAUUCAAAGUCGAGGCACAGCAGCGCCUAGCUAUGAACCAUUUGCUUCGCCUGGCCGGUAUAGCACCUGGUGACCUUCUGAUUGUUGGGGAUACUGAUGAGAUACCGACUCCUCAUACCAUUAAACUGCUGCAGUGGUGCGAGGAGAUACCUCCCGUGCUUCAUCUAGAGAUGAAGAACUUUGUGUACUCGUUCGAGUUCCAAGAGGACUACACCAAUUGGCACCCAACUGCUCAUGUUUUCAGCCAGUGGACGCAGUACAGACACUCGCGCCAAACUGAUGUCCUCCUUGCUGACUCUGGCUGGCACUGCAGCUUCUGCUUCCGAUACAUUAGUGAAUUCGUGUUCAAAAUGCAAGCAUACAGCCACGCGGAGAGGGUGAGGCGCAAGGACUUCUUGGAUCAUUCGAGGAUUCAGAAGAAAAUCUGCGAUGGGGAUGAUCUGUUUGACAUGCUGCCAGAGGAAUACACUUUCAAGAACUUGAUCAAGAGGUUAGGAUCACUACCUCGUUCCGCCUCUGCUGUUCAUGUUCCUGCGUACGUGAUUCAGAACGCGGAUAAGUUUAGGUAUCUCCUGCCCGGUGGCUGUACUCGCUCCCCCGGAUGAUUGUGCCUUGAAAGGGUAGGAUUGCUUUGAUGAAUGGAUUUUGGUUAAUACAGAAAUUCACAUGUUUUUAGCCUUUUUUGAAAAUUAUUUUCCCAAUUUCAG
Molecule: messenger RNA, 1284 nt
Organism: Salvia hispanica
Lineage: Eukaryota; Viridiplantae; Streptophyta; Magnoliopsida; Lamiales; Lamiaceae
Source: RefSeq, a predicted model, not a curated record